Messenger RNA from Lingula anatina, 3381 nucleotides. Its product is annotated as CD151 antigen. NCBI's taxonomy places the organism in Eukaryota, Metazoa, Brachiopoda, Lingulata, Lingulida, Lingulidae. The record is from RefSeq and is a predicted model, not a curated record. Gene Ontology annotation, cellular component: plasma membrane.
ACUGGGAAAUAUAUGGUUUUGAAAGCUUAUGCAUAUUUCCUUUUGAAUGCAGUAUCAAGGUUUUAUAUGAUACACAAAGUCUGGUUUUUGAUAAAGUGAUAGGCAUGGGGAAAAAAUAGGAAAAGUUUUCUCAUUUAUUGAUUAGACAUCUCGGUGUUUAGAUUCCUCCCACCCUACAGGUGUGUAGAGACAUAGCAGCAGACGGGGAGGGUUUGUGUGGUAGAUCAAUGCACUGGUGGGUCAGUAAGUAAAAGACUUCCAGGUCAGACAACAGAACACACAAGUAGACAGCUCACAGAUACAGACUGAUUUAAAGACUACCAGGACAUUGUUUUAACAGUGGGAGUAAAUUACCAAGUCAUUAUGAGGAGCAGGUGACUAAAAGGUGCUGUAGUUGAAAAGUUCCCAUCCUUCCCACCACAUCACCACAGCUGUCGUCUGCCAACAUGAGUAACCUACGAGACCAAAGAAGUAAGAAGAAGUUUGACGAGGGCUGCUGUGGACUUUUCUUUUUAAAAUAUGCCCUCUGCACUUUUAAUAUUAUAUUUUGGUUGUCUGGUGCUGCCAUCUUGGCAGUAGGAAUAUGGACAGUGCUGGCCAGACACCACUAUGUGAGCCUCCUGGCCACCAGCAUCUAUCCCGUCACCACUUACAUCCUCAUUGUCACAGGAGGAAUAGCUGUCAUCAUGGGCUUUAUAGGAUGCUAUGGGGCUAUAUGGGAGAACAGGUGUUGUCUGAUGACAUAUGCUUUUUUCUUGGUGCUUAUAUUCUUAAUGGAAGCUAUAACAGGAGUGUUAGCUUAUACAUACCAGGCAGCUAUUGAACAAGAACUUCAACGUAGUCUGAACAAGACAAUGAUGGAAAGCUAUCAGUUUGAUAUGGCCAUAACUAAUGCUACAGAUGACUUACAACAAUGGCACAAGUGUUGUGGUACAGGCUCUUUUGAAGACUGGCGGUACAGCAAGUGGUUGCGCAGUGUCCCUACCAAUAACACAGCACCAGACAGCUGCUGUAAGAGCACCAGCACAGGGUGCGCAGUCAGAAACCACCCCUCCAAUAUUUAUUAUGAUGGGUGUCUUACCAAGCUAGCAAGGUACCUGAAAGGACACAUUAUAAUCAUUGGUGCUGUAGGACUGGGGAUGUGUUUUGUACAGGUCUUUGGUAUUAUAUUUGCUUGCUGUCUGGCUCGAAGGAUCAAAGAGUGGAAUGAGUAUAGAUAUCAACAGCCUACAUACAUGUAGCAAAGUGUGGUGAUGGACAGAACUGUUUAAGUCAUGCAUUGUAGAAUUGCAGUGCUAAAAGCAAGGGAAGUGAUAUUCCAGGCACAGAUCUUGUCAUAGACAUUGUGUAUGGCAACACAAACUUCCUGAAAGAACUUUUGAAAGUUUGGCCAUUCUUUGGGUUUCAAGUAGAUUACAAGACUGUGUUCUGCUGUGCUUGAAUAUAUGAUCGAAGAGUUUUGAUCAACUUUGGAUUGUGGUAGGGAAGCACAAUCUGGAGAAUGUGAUAGAGAAGCAUUCUGUUGGAGGGAGAGACAGUCCAUUUGAUGCACGUGUACAUAUUCAUUAUUAUAUUGCCAAGUGAAAAAUCCCAAGACAAAGAAAGGGGAGAAAUUGCUAUGUAUAAGCCUUGAAAUGAAAGGCGAAGAAAUGCGAGAGAAAUCUCAGAAUGAGCACUGUUGUUCAACAUGGUGAUAGAUCUGCUUUAAUAUGGUGCAAACCUUGGCAAAGUGCCAAAAAGUCAUCAUUUUUAUACAAGUUGUAAAAUGCACUGUUUAUUAGACAAUUGCAGUAUCAGUUCUUGUACACUUUAAUCUGUCACUUAAUUGCACUGUAUUUGUAUUAUUGCUCACUCUUUAUUGUAAUGGUUGUGCUUUGUUGAUUUAUUUUAUUAUUGCAAGGGUAAUAUCAUUUAUUAUAGAUGCCACUGUUGGCCACUGAUGGCAGUUUUUACAGUGUGAUAGCUAUUUGCUUGGCCUUGGUUGAUUUUAUUGUGUAUUCUUUUAGACAAAUCACUUCUUAGUGACAUUAAAGUAUGACAACAUUCUUUGAGAUUAUUUUGUAUGACAAGUAUCAAUUUAUUAUUAUUAUUUUAAUUACUUAGACCUUCAUUCAUAUGUUCAUUCAUUCAUAGAAGAAAGCUUUUGCUGCAUUCUGAUUUAGUUGAAAUGAACAAACUGCAACUCCACAAAUUUUCAGUUUCUUCCAAUUUUAGAAAUAAUCCUGCUGUUGUCUAUUAGUGAAGCAAAAGGUUGUUUUCUAUUAUGUACAGAUCAAUCGUAUAUUUAAAAAACUGAAGAGCAGAUCGCUGCUAGACAUCACAAGAAGUCAUUGACCUCCUGUAUGUUAAAAUACUAGAUGUUCAAAAACAUUUCAAAUGAUCAAGAAUAUUUGAAAUUGAGAGAUUUGAUGUCAUCAACUAAAAGACACAGUUAAAGUCUUAUUGAUGGCAGUUAAUAUAUAAGCAAUCACAUAAAGAGAAACUCUUAAAUAUGUUCAUGCUAAUGAAUACUUCAGUUUUAUCUUUUCUGUGUGAAUGCUGCAAAUAUUUGUUAAAAAGUUGGAUUUGAAAUCAAGAGAGGGAAUUUUUUUAUAGUUGGAGAUGUAGACCACUAAGGCCCUUGUGAACAAUUGGACUCCUGUAGUUGUUUCCUCAACAGACUCGUAUGUUUAUUAUUUCUAGCAGGCAAAAAGUACCUUGAUCAAUUUGCUUUCAGUCGAAGAGUCUCUGUCAAAUCUCCUGCAAGAUUUACUCUUGAUGGUCACUAUCUCAUUGGAAACUAACUGUAAGAUUUCUGUUACUUGACGGCUUUAGUUCACACAGCGUGCAGAUUUCUUUAGUUGUAAAAUUUUAGGCCAUUGGUUCCAGUGAUUGGUACCAUAAUAUUCAUAAAAAAAGAAUUAAAAUUGUUUUGAUUUUUGGAAUGAUUCAAAGGUGCCUUACUUUCUCUUAUGCUAAAUUUUUUGUAAUAUUUCAUGUUUUAUGAAAAGUCUUAUCAGAAAUCUAGUUUUUGACUCAUCCUGAGAAUGUAUUAUAAUAGUGUCUACAGAAGUUACCAACAUGAAAUUAAAAGGAGCAUCAAAUGUAGAGCCAUUGAGAAUGUUUAAUACAUUAGUUUUUGAAUGGGUUAUGACUAGAGGUGUAACUUUUACUUCUGAUAAAAUGGGAAAGAUUCAUGUCUUUUAUAUUUAGGGUUAGUGUAAUUUUUGUCUGCUGUUAAUUUCAAACUCCACAACCCAAUCCACAGUGUUUGAUAACCAACUGUGAUUUAACCAGAAAUGUUCUGAAAUCUCCUAUGAAUGUAGAUAUGGUGUUACAGAAUUUUGACUAGGAUAACUGACUUGUAAAACCUGCAGCUUCAAAAAUAAAGAUAUAGUUUAU